Molecule: messenger RNA, 1159 nt
Organism: Sorghum bicolor (sorghum)
Lineage: Eukaryota; Viridiplantae; Streptophyta; Magnoliopsida; Poales; Poaceae
Product: glutathione S-transferase F8, chloroplastic
Exons: 3
Coding region: 108-785 (225 amino acids)
Cellular component (GO): cytoplasm
Molecular function (GO): glutathione transferase activity; glutathione binding
Source: RefSeq, a predicted model, not a curated record
CUUCUUCAUCCAGGCAUCUCAUCAGUGUCUCUGACUCACCUAGCUCACCUGCAGCAGGUCAUUCAGCACAUUGCAGGUCAUCCAAUCCAACACACCGAUCAGCAGCAAUGGCGGCAGGUCUGCAGGUGUUCGGACAGCCGGCGUCCACCGACGUCGCGAGGGUGCUGACCUGCCUCUUCGAGAAGAACCUCGAGUUCGAGCUCAUCCGCACCGACACCUUCAAGAAGUCGCACAAGCUCCCGGAGUUCAUCAAGCUCAGGGAUCCUACUGGACAGGUGACUUUCAAGCACGGUGACAAAACAAUCGUUGAUUCCAGGGCGAUUUGCCGGUACCUGUGCACGCAGUUCCCGGACGACGGGUACAAGAAGCUGUACGGGACGGGGUCGCUGGAGCGGGCGUCGAUAGAGCAGUGGCUGCAGGCGGAGGCCCAGAGCUUCGACGCGCCGAGCUCGGAGCUGGUGUUCCAGCUGGCGUUCGCGCCGCACCUCAAGGACGUGCGGGUCGACGAGGCCCGCGUCGCGGAGAACGAGAAGAAGCUGCACAACAUGCUGAGCGUCUACGACGACAUCCUCUCCAAGAACGAGUACCUCGCCGGCGACGACUUCACCCUGGCCGACCUCUCCCACCUCCCCAACUCCCACUACAUCGUCAACUCCUCCGACAAGGGGAAGAAGCUCUUCACCGCCAGGAAGCACGUCGCAAGGUGGUACGACAAGAUCUCCAGCCGCGACUCGUGGAAGCAGGUCAUCAAGAUGCAGAGGGAGCACCCCGGCGCCUUCGAGUGAUCGGCCGCCCGUCGUCGAUCGGCGGCCGGCGUCGUGGUUCAUUAAUUCUCUCUGCAUGCAUGCGCCGCGCGGCGUGUACGUUCCUCGCCGCCGCCGGCCACCGGCUUCGUCGAUCGUCAGGCUUCAUACCGUGAUGUGGUUGUCGAGUUCGUCGUAUCGUAUACGUCCUGUGGGCUAAAAUAACGUGAAGCCUGUCUGCCUGCCUAUACGGUGUCUCGUGUCUUCCUUCCGCUGCAUAUAUACGCAGUGUCUUUUUCUGGGUAUUGUAUUUUUGUGAUGUAUUCAUCAACUCCUUUUGCAAUAUUGGUCAAUUCAAUAAAAAUGUGUGUUCGGGCGUUUUUGCUCGUUCGCACUACAUUUAUUUGGCUUCUCAA